UUGGGGGCGUGGUUUGUGCUGCUGAGGGGCUGUCGAAGGAGCCACGCCCCCUCCGCCGUAGCCACGCCCACCUCCGCCCUCUCCUUCCGCGCUUUCCGGCCUUUCGCGACGCCACCCGUUGCGACGCUUGGCGGCUCCGCUUUACGGCAGCGCCCGGCGUUGCUGUUGGGGGGGCAAUGACACCAGAGCGGGACCCCCCCUGGGAGGAGGAAGAAGAAGAGAAGGAGGAAGAGGAAGAGGAAAAGGAAGAAGAGGAAGAAAAGGAAGAGGAAGAGGAGGCAGACGAAGGCUCGCAGCCCCCCGAGGGGCCCCCCCCGAAGCGGGUGGUGCCGGGGAUCCUGUACCUCGCUUUCCUGCCCCCCGGCUUCGGGCCCCGGCACGCGCGGGCGCUGUUGGGGGCACACGGCGAGCUGGGACGUGUCUUCCUCCAGCCCCACGGGGGGACCCCGCGCCGCCGCCGCCAUCGCCCGGGGGGUCCGGGGGGGUCUUUUACCGAGGGGUGGGUUGAAUUCCGGGACAAACGGGCGGCCAAGAGGGCGGCGGCGCUGCUGCACGGAGCCCCCAUGGCCCCCCGGCCCCGGAGCCCCUUCCGGCACCACCGCUGGAGCCUCAAGUACCUGCCCGGGUUCCGGUGGCCGCACCUGAGCGAGCGGCUGAGCUGCGAACGCCAAACGCGUUCCCAACGCCUCCGCGCGGAGGUGGCGCAGGCCAAGCGCGAGGGGGGGUUCUACACCAGGGCCCCCCCACGAAAAGAACCCACCUCGAGCCAGGGGGACCCCAAAAACCACCAUUCCCACUCCCCCCCCCGCACUUGGGGUUUCACCCAAAGACCCACAGAAAAAGAAAUUUGGGGGCGUAAAGCGAAGCCCCCCCCGGAGGCGCCCCCGCGACGGCUCUUGGAGAAAGUGUUUGGGGGGGGUGGGGGGUGAGAGCUUAACAAUCCCCCCCAAAAAAUGGACCCCCCAAAAGUGGCCCCAUGACUUCCCCUUCUCAAAAAGGG
Cuculus canorus (common cuckoo) is the source of this 1000-nucleotide messenger RNA. It is a transcript of the gene ABT1, whose product is annotated as activator of basal transcription 1. The transcript is spliced from 5 exons. Bases 177 to 929 code for a protein of 250 amino acids. Gene Ontology annotation, biological process: endonucleolytic cleavage to generate mature 5'-end of SSU-rRNA from (SSU-rRNA, 5.8S rRNA, LSU-rRNA); endonucleolytic cleavage in ITS1 to separate SSU-rRNA from 5.8S rRNA and LSU-rRNA from tricistronic rRNA transcript (SSU-rRNA, 5.8S rRNA, LSU-rRNA); endonucleolytic cleavage in 5'-ETS of tricistronic rRNA transcript (SSU-rRNA, 5.8S rRNA, LSU-rRNA). NCBI's taxonomy places the organism in Eukaryota, Metazoa, Chordata, Aves, Cuculiformes, Cuculidae. Gene Ontology annotation, cellular component: nucleolus. Gene Ontology annotation, molecular function: RNA binding. The record is from RefSeq and is a predicted model, not a curated record.